UAUUUGAAUGCAGAAAAAUGGAUAAAGUAUUUUUACGGUCAAGUGAUCAGACGAAAACAAAUUAACAUGUAAAUAGAUAUGGAUCCGUUUCGCUUAGCCGUCAAAACCCCAACAGAUCAAAAUGAAUAUGAUGAAUAUUCCGAUCGCCGAUCGUCCGUUCCGAAGAGUGAUUUCCUCCAAGCCUUGUAAUACUCUCUUAGCUACGUGCGUUCAUUAUAAUUCUUUAUUCUGCUGCGUCGAAUAAAACAUAUAUGGGCUCUUCCUAUCUAUUUUGAGACUAGAUUCUGCAAAGUCAAGGACGAAACAGUCGUUUGUAUAAAGCUGUGUAUGCAUCGCACGAGGAGACUGGGAUUCUUCAAGAUUUCAGGGAAAUACAAGGCGGCAGACGAAGCAAAAUGGCGGCCGUGCCAGGUCUCCUCGUCUGUUUCUACUGCGUCAUGGCGUCGGUCUACGCCCAGUCUGCAACACCUAGGAUUAUAACCAUCGGGGCGACGCUUAGCUCAAGAAAACACGAAGAUGUCUUCGCGGAUGCUGUAAAUAAAACCGGCUACAGGUCGACAUCGCUGGUGAUGGAAGCCAACCCCAUACGGACGGCUCUUCUGGUUUGCGAGAAGCUGGUAUCACAGAAGGUGUAUGCUGUGAUUGCCAGUCACCCCACGGACUCAGACCUUGCCCCUGUGUCUGUGUCCUACACGUCCGGGUUCUAUCGGAUCCCAGUCAUCGGGAUCAGCAACAGAGAAUCCAUCUUCUCGGACAAGAACAUCCACCAGUCCUUCCUGCGGACAGUCCCUCCAUACUCCCAGCAGGCGGACGUGUGGUUCUCCAUCCUCAACUACUUCAAGUGGAAACAUGUCAUCCUCAUCACCAGUAGUGACCGGGAUGGGAGAGCCAUGCUCAACAAGUUUGAGACCCUCGUGGAAGACUCCGAUGUCAAGAUAGAGAAGUACUUACCCUACCAGCCCGGUACCAACAAUGUCACUAGUCUGUUGGCUCAGACAGAGGAUGUGGAGUCCAGAGUGCUGCUGCUAUACUGCAGUGAGGAGGAUGGUGUGGUGUUCUACAGAGAUGCCAAGGCUCUGAACAUGACCAGAUACGGGUUUGUGUGGAUUGUGUCUGAGCAGGCUGUCACCGGGAAGGCUUUGAAAGUUGCACCUGAGGGUGUGCUUGGGUUACAGCUGGUGAAUGGUUCAAACGAGGACGCCCAUAUCCACGAUGCCGUUGCCGUGGUGAAGGCCGGCCUGACCACUAUGUUCGGGAAGGAGAACGUCACAGAACCGCCGCGGGGCUGCCGCAACGAAACGGGAUACUGGAAGAACGGACGAGCAUUCUACGAGUAUCUGAUUAACACCCGCCUGUUGUCAGGACAGACAGGGGUGGUGAGAUUUGACAACGUUGGAGACAGAGACUCAGCAGAGUACACCAUUGUGAAUGUGCAGAGAGCUAAAGGCCUGCGCCCUGUUGGCAACUGGUCCAACAUUGGAGAAACACAGAUCAAGAUUAACGGAGAUCAGAUCAUCUGGCCAGGAGGGGAGACCAAGAGACCUGAGGGCUUCAACAUCUCCACCAGACUCAAAAUUGUAGUUAUAGAGUCGCACCCCUUCGUCUAUAUAAAACCAGUGCAGUCGGAUGGCUUGUGUGUGGACCGUGCCGUGCCAUGUUAUGCUCCUAACAAUACCGUCUAUGGUAGUAAUGCUGGGGAGAUGCAGUGUUGUGAGGGGUUCUGUAUCAACUUGCUGAAGCAACUUGCCCAGAAGCUCAACUUCACCUACGACGUCCACCUGGUCAAGGAUGGCAAGUUUGGAACACAAGAGAGGGCAAAUAACAGCAACAAGAAAGAGUGGAACGGCAUGAUUGGGGAGCUGCUAAGAGGAGAGGCAGAUCUGAUUGUGGCGCCCCUCACCAUCAACAAUGAGCGUGCCCAGUACAUAGAGUUCUCCAAGCCCUUCAAGUACCAGGGCCUUACCAUUCUGGUGAAAAAGGAAACCCAGAAGAGCAGUCUGGAUUCGUUCCUCCAACCGUUCCAGAGCACACUGUGGCUUCUGGUUGGCCUGUCCGUCCAUGUGGUGGCACUCAUGCUGUACCUACUGGACCGCUUCAGUCCCUUUGGACGUUUUAAACUCAGUAACGAUGAAGAAGAAGAGGACGCCCUGAACCUGUCCAGCGCCAUGUGGUUCUCCUGGGGUGUGCUGCUCAACAGUGGUAUUGGAGAAGGAACUCCACGCAGCUUCAGUGCACGUGUGUUAGGCAUGGUGUGGGCAGGGUUUGCCAUGAUCAUUGUGGCCUCCUACACUGCCAACCUGGCUGCCUUCCUGGUGCUGGACAGACCAGAGGCCAGCAUCUCGGGUAUCAACGAUGCAAGGCUGAGGAACCCCUCCGACAAGUUCAUCUAUGCGACAGUGAAGGGCAGCUCGGUGGACAUGUACUUCCGGCGCCAGGUGGAGUUCAGCACCAUGUACAGAGCCAUGGAGAAGCACAACUACGACAACUCUGCAGACGCCAUCGCUGCUGUGAAAAGAGGUACCUUGCGUCAGUAUAUCUGGAUCUCCCUAAAGUAUAAAUGUUUAUUAAGAUGUGAUUUUAUGACGUAUUGUUCAGGUUUUGGGAUUGGGAUGCGGAAGGACAGUCCGUGGGGACAGGAGAUCUCCCUACAGAUCCUCAGCUUCCAUGAGAGCGGCUUCAUGGAGGAGCUGGACCGGGAGUGGGUCCGGUACGAGGACUGCCAGACCAGCAAGAACUCACCAGCAACACUGACGUUUGAAAACAUGGCAGGUGUUUUCAUGCUUGUUGCUGGAGGCAUAGUGGCAGGAGUGUUCCUGAUCUUUAUUGAGAUUGCCUACAAACGCCAUCGCACCAGGAAGGAGAAGGAGACACAGCUAGCUAAGGCCGCUGUCGGCAAGUGGAAGAAAUGUGCUGCCGACAAGAACAUGAAGAAGCCAAGCAGAGGCUUCAGCCUCAGGAAGAGUAAGAAGAGCAAGGCCAAUGACAACAAAGCACACAAGACCGUGAAGGCAGACAACAUCGGCAUCGAGGUUCAGGCUGCUGAGAUGAUGUCCCAGCAGAGCGGACCGCCCUCCAUGAUGACUGACCUCAGCACCAGUAGCUUCCGCCAGUCUAGUGUGGUCAGGAAGAACCCCAUCUACCACAACUCCGACGUGGACGAAAACGUCGUCUAGCGCGCACUGCAUCGGUGCAAUCAAGUCUCUACUUAUAUCCCCUCUUCAGGAUUAUCAUGAACUGUAAAUGUGAGAAAUUGGACUUAUCCAAAUUUUAGACUGAACUGCAUUGGUUAGUCUUUGUUAAGGAGUCAAAUUAUGUUAUGUAGAUGGGACAGGAGAAUCGUUGAACCCCAUCUACCAUAACUCCGACAUGGACAAAAAUGUCAUCUAGCACAGCCUACAUCGGUCAAGUCUCUACUUAUAUCCCCUCUUCAGAAACUGUAAAUGUGAGAAAUUGGACUUACCCAAAUUUUAGACUGAACCUUACUACUAGUUAGUCUUUGUCAAGGAGUAAAUCAUGUUAUGUAGAUGGGACGGGAGCCAAAAGUUUAUCACAUCUCCUGUCUCUGUUGAUGUAACCUCCACCAGACCUUUCUACAGGGGUAUGGGAACCGUAGAAUUUGGCCCCAAAAAUCUGUAAAUUUGCAAGAUGAGUCGUGAUCAGUUCACACUAAGGUUAGCAUUCUGCCGCCAAUCAAAUCCGUUGGUAGCAAAACUCCCAUAGCAAAUUAUUCUCCUUGUAAUAUCCAGUAUAGUCAGUCCGGUAGAGAUAAAUAUUGAUGGACAGUUGUAAAACCCUGAUGUAUGUAGGUUGAUAAGUCAUUUGAAAGUCAAGUGUCCUAACAAAGUGGACAUGGAAAUGUCAUCUACCACAACUCCUACAUACAUGUAGGUAAAACGGUUACCUAGCUGCCUAUAUAUGAUCAGUGAAUCGAGUCAAGUGACUAGUAAACUGUAUAAUAAAGACAGUUUAUGGUGUCCCCUGUCCCUGUUUUUAAAAAGUCCUGAUGUAUGAACUUUAAGUUAAAGUUAUGGUAUAAACUUUAAGGUUGAGGCUCCCUCAAGUAAAUUAGAAUAGGAGCAAAAUUAAAGGCAAACUAUGGCACAUGUCAAAACAGAGCUUUAUUCCAAAUUCAGGCAAAUUAGUCAAAGGCAUAUUAGGGUGCAUGUCAACGCAGAGCUUCAUUCAGAUUCAUCCAAAUAAGAAACAUGUUAGAUAAUCAUAGUGCAAUACUACUUUGUUGUUCUUAUUUUCUAUUCCCCAUUCAUAAAAAAGGUCAAAGAGCAUUGGACUCUUUUUCCUCAUACUUACUAACCCAGUGCCCAUCCCCAAGUGUAGAUAAUAGGAUAGGAGUAUUGUCGCAGCAAUUUCUAUCUUAAAUCAGUGAAAAAGUGUAGUGUUGGCUCCACGGUCACAUAACAUGGUUGUAGUCUGACCAAAUCGCCCGACUGACCGCCCCCUCUCUAGAAGGGAGCCAAAGACCGUUAGCCCCUGGUAGCCAGAUACUGUGUAACACAGGACAGCAUUGUCUAUAUAUAGACUGUAUGUUCAUAUAGUAGAGUUGAUUCAUUCCUCAGCUAGCCAACAUCUAUUGUACCACAGUCAUCCUUUAGUAAGACAUCUGAAGUCACAUAUUUGCUACAGCAUUAGUAGGUACCAGUCCGGUAAUCACUGUAAAGAUACCAGGGCGGUAUGCACACUUUGUGUAUUAUUGCCCUUAAGCCUCUAGUCACUGAAUAAGUUGUACACAACGAAACCAGUUUGGCAAAAGUUCUAAGCAUAAGGGUCCAGAUGUCUUACUAAAGGAUGACUGCAGUGCAAUAGAUGUCAGUUAGCUGAGGAAC
This is a messenger RNA of Branchiostoma floridae (Florida lancelet), 4841 nucleotides long. Its product is annotated as glutamate receptor ionotropic, NMDA 1-like. The coding region runs from base 396 to 3173 and encodes 925 amino acids. Gene Ontology annotation, cellular component: neuron projection; NMDA selective glutamate receptor complex; plasma membrane. Gene Ontology annotation, biological process: ionotropic glutamate receptor signaling pathway; chemical synaptic transmission; monoatomic ion transport. The transcript has 20 exons. The record is from RefSeq and is a predicted model, not a curated record. Lineage: Eukaryota; Metazoa; Chordata; Leptocardii; Amphioxiformes; Branchiostomatidae. Gene Ontology annotation, molecular function: NMDA glutamate receptor activity.